CUUCCAGGGGGUGACACCAGGCAUCCCUCAUCCCCUCCUUUAGCUGGACCUGCUGGGGAAGAAGGCACAGCAGGAGCCUUGCCACCCUCAGCCCGGGCCUGACCCAGCAGCACAGAAGUAGACAAAUGGCAAGCAAAAAGCGUGAAGUCCAGCUACAGUCGGUCAUCAAUAGUCAGAACCUGUGGGAUGAGAUGUUGCUGAAUAAAGGCCUAACAGUGAUUGAUGUUUACCAGGCUUGGUGUGGACCUUGCAAAGCUGUGCAAGCUUUAUUCAGAAAACUGAAAAAUGAACUGAAUGAAGAUGAGAUUCUUCAUUUCGCCGUUGCUGAAGCUGACAGCAUUGUGACUCUGCAGUCAUUUAGAGACAAAUGUGAGCCAGUGUUCCUCUUUAGUCUCAAUGGUAAAAUUGUUGCAAAGAUUCAGGGUGCAAAUGCACCACUUAUCAAUAAAAAGGUCACUAACUUGAUAGAAGAAGAGAGGAAAAUUGUAGCAGGUGAAAUGAUUCGUCCUCAGUACACAGAAAUUCCACUAGUAGAGCAAUCUGAUGAAGAGUUGGGGGAAUCACAGUAUGAUAAUGCUGGGGAAAUUUUCUAUAUUGCUAUUAUCAAACCCAAUGCUGUACUCAGGAGAAAAAAUAUAGAAAUUAAGGAAAAAAUUACCAAAGAAGGAUUCAUCAUAGAAAUACAGGACAACAUGUUUCUUCCCGAAGAGGUAGUGAGGAAUUUCUACAGCCAUUUAGCAGAUCAGCCCGACUUUGAAGACUUUGUAUCAUUUGUCACAAGCGGCAUAAGCUGUGUGCUCAUUAUAUCACAAGAAGGAGAGCAUGAGGUUAUCCAGGAAGAACUUCAACUUCAGUCUGAAACAGAUGAGGAGGAACCAUCUGAAGACACAGGUGCUAAGUUUGCACCUGUGAUGACAAAGAAGAAACGGGACAGUUUGCAAGAAUAUUUGGAACGACAACAUGUAUCGGAGUUUUGUGAUGUUGAGGAUAAUGCGUCUAAGGUUUCUAUGUACAUUGACAUGUUAUUCCCUGAUUUCAAAACCAUGAAAAUCAAGAAUAUACAAAGGACCCUGGCAUUGCUGUUUCCAGAAGUCUAUGAGGAAAAGAAAGAUGAUAUUUUGAACAUUAUUCGGAAUGAAGGGUUCACCAUACUGAUGCAGAGGCAAAUAGUAUUAUCAGAGGAAGAAGCCAGAACAGUGACCAAGGACUAUGAGAAUGAAGAGUAUUUUAAUAGUCUUUUAUCUUACAUGUGCAGCAAUGCAUCUUACAUCCUUGUUCUGUUGAGGGAAAAUGCUGUGGAUUAUUGGAAAGAGUUAAUGGGACCAACAAAUGUUGAGGAAGCUUACGCAUAUUCUCCAGAGAGUUUAUGUGCACAGUUUUUCACAGGAACUUUUCCUAUUAACCAGUUCUAUGGAAGCAGUUCAAAAGCAGAAGCUAAGAAGGAAAUAGAAUAUUUCUUCCCUCCUCAGACAACGCUGGCAUUGAUCAAACCUCAUGUGACUAAGGAACAAAGAAUGGAAAUCCUGAAAAUCAUUAAAGAGGCAGGAUUUGAGAUAAGCCUGCUGAAGGAAAUACACCUGAUUCCCGAGAAUGCAAGCAAAGUUUAUUUCAAAAUAACAGGAAAAGACUUCUAUAAAAGUGUCUUGGAAGUCUUAUCUUCGGGCAUGUCUCUAAUCAUGGCUCUGACCAAGUGGAAUGCUAUUGCAGAAUGGAGACGAAUGAUGGGUCCAGCAGACCCAGAAGAAGCAAAACUGCUCUCCCCGGGUUCCCUACGAGCCAAAUAUGGAGUAGACAUUUUGAGAAAUGCUGUCCAUGGGGCAUCUAACUUAUCCGAAGCAGAAAGCGUCAUCAGUAAUGUGUUCACAGAGGAUAAUUCCGAGGAUGAAGAGCAGUAGAUAUUUUUUUUUCAUAGAAGUUUGAGAAGGUGACGACGAAGUUUUCAUCAACAUAAAAUCAUGAGGUACAGCUUUCUCUAAUAACAAAAUUCCUCCAAUGAAAAGACAUGUCAAGAUGAAAACUUGCAUAGUUAUGCCUGGCUACAAUAAAACCUGUAACCCCCAAAGGUUCAAAUGUUGAUUUUUUUCAUCAAGGACAUAAAAUGGACUAUAUACAGGUAUCCAACAAGAUAUGACACAAGGUAGGAGAAACACAAGCUAGCGAGAAGUCUAGUGCAGAUGCAGCCUGGGGAGGAGUGACUUGAGAAAGAAUGCUGAAAGCUUUUAACACUUACAAGGUGCUCACAGAUGUGACAAUAAACUUUCCAGCUAGAAAGUCUAAGAAGGUGAAAUAUGAGUAGAAACAUUGUUUUCAAUUUUUAAAAGAUUUGUUUUAUUUUAUGUGUGUGAACAUUUUGCCUGGAUGCUUGUAUUGCAAUGUAUUCAUACCUGGUGUCUGCAGAAGAAAAAAAAAGGGUGUUAGGUCCCUUGAAACUGGAGUUAAAAAUGGUUGUAUGUGGGUGCUAAGAUCCAAAUCCAGGUCAUCUGCAAGAGCAACAAGUGCUCUUAGCCCUAGUUUUCUCUCUAGCCCCAGAGACUUGCUUAAUUUGUAAUCUCACUAUGGGACUGUGUAGACCACACUUCUAGCUCCCUGAAGGUAUGAUGCUGACACUAUCUGCAGGAAAUGGAACAGAAGUAAAAAUUUUCAUUGAAUUUUAUCUUUUCCUCUCCUGGGUGAAACUGCAUGAUGUUUCUUACAGUGAAGGACCCCUGAGUUCACAUCCAGGUUUAUGUGCAAUUCCCAGCCACUAGAUGUCACUGGCUUCUCAGUCCACUAAAGAGUGUGCUCUGUCUGGCAAGGGAAUUAGGAAGUUCCAUGAUGGGUUCUGUCUGAGGUUAGUAAUAGAUUAUUCAGUUGAAAACUGUAGUGCUGCAACACUGCUUGAUACUACUGAGUGAUACAUGUGAGUGGUGAUUAAUUAUGUAAAAUCUAGUCACAUGAGAAUUAUUGAGGAAAACCUUUCUCAUUUUUAAAAUUCCAAAUGAAUUUUAACUUUUUUUAGACCAUCACAUGAGUAUUGUAUUUAUAUCAUUCUUACCACUCCCUCUUCUGCUUCCAACUCUUCUCAUGUUAGCCCAACUCCACCUCAAGUUCAUGACCUCUUCUAUAAUAUAUGUCCUGCUGGUUCCAUUUGGUAUUGCUUCACUGUAUUUGUGUUUUGGACUGACCACUUGAAUUUGGAUAAUAUAUCAGCAUGCUUGACCCUGGAGAAUAAUGAAUAUCCUUCUCCCAAAAGCCAUUAAAUGCAUGCAGCUCUUCAUCUAUGCCUUGUGAGAUUCUCCCUCUCAUACCUCCACAUAUGUUGGCAUGUUAGUUGGUAUAAUUUUUCAGGUCUAGUUUAGGUGACCAUAUUGUUGUGAUUUUACGGAUACAGAUUCUUUGCGUAUAUACAAGACACAAUUUUCCAGAAGUCUUGCUGGUCCUUUGGCUCUUAACAUGCAUUCCAUCUUAUGGGAUGUGUAGGAGGAAGUCUGUAUGCCACCAUUAAACAUGUGACUUAGUAGAGGCGCACACAG
Molecule: messenger RNA, 3512 nt
Organism: Mesocricetus auratus (golden hamster)
Lineage: Eukaryota; Metazoa; Chordata; Mammalia; Rodentia; Cricetidae
Gene: Nme8
Product: NME/NM23 family member 8
Exons: 17
Coding region: 126-1895 (589 amino acids)
Source: RefSeq, a predicted model, not a curated record